Messenger RNA from Anoplophora glabripennis (Asian longhorned beetle), 605 nucleotides. RefSeq lists its product as uncharacterized. The coding region runs from base 22 to 561 and encodes 179 amino acids. Gene Ontology annotation, molecular function: single-stranded DNA binding. The record is from RefSeq and is a predicted model, not a curated record. Gene Ontology annotation, biological process: double-strand break repair via homologous recombination. Gene Ontology annotation, cellular component: Shu complex. The transcript is spliced from 3 exons. Lineage: Eukaryota; Metazoa; Arthropoda; Insecta; Coleoptera; Cerambycidae.
UGUUGUCGGCAUUUCAAAGAAAUGAAUCCUAAAAAUAUCUACUCCACAUUAUUAUUGGGAAACAAUUUUGAUUAUGUACUAUUCAAGGCUGCGAUUUUAUUCGCUGAAUCUGGUUUAAAAGUGUGGUUUAUAUCUCCGGAGACGUUCGAUAAAAUACCAGAGAAUAUAGUUGCGCCCGAGAAAGAAAUAUUACAAUUAAUAACAUUUCUUUAUCUCAAAGAUUAUAAGGAACUGAUUUCACACUUAAAUGGCAUUCACUUGUGGCAUAAAGUACCCGAUGUAGUAAUAUUGCCUAAUUUAGAAAUUUAUUGCAAUUUACAUUCUGAUAAAUACGAUCCUCUUCUAAGUGCCUUAAUCGUGACAGCUUUAGUUGAUAGUACGUCGGUUUGUGCAAAGAAGAACCAAAGGGCGUAUUUAAUAGCAACCUGCUCGAUAUCACCAGAGAACUGUGAAAAUAGAUUGCAAAUACUGCACGAUAUGUAUUUUCCUCACGUAGUACGUGAAUCGGAAGAAAAUGAAACACUUUUAAAGGACAUUGUUGAUUAUUAUUUAAAUAACUAGCAGCGUUAGUUAAUAUUUUUUAUUAAAACAGAUUAUGAUGUAUU